ACGCCCGACGUUGGGGAUUAUGGGAAGGGAAUAUGCCGAUACGAGAAUUGUAUGAUACCAUGCGAAGGGGCGGGGAAAGCUGCGUCCGUUGUGAUAUAAUGAUACCCGUGCCAUACGCCUGCGACAAGCCAAAGGAGAAGAAGAAAAAAGUGAAAUGGAAUACUUGUACCGGUACUGUAACAGCUGUGAUACUGGGAACUGUGGGCACCGCCGUGGGGAGUGUCGGAGCGGUGAUGAGGACCUGUUGACGCUUUGGGUCUCUUUGGGCACGAGUACUCGAGUACGUGUGCUGGUACCGUGCUGUAGCUACUCGGUACCGGUGGUGUUGAGGCUCGAGUCUCAUCUACGGUACUGUACUGUGCUCCAAGUUACCCAUCCUCACCAUCCUUCUGCUCGCCCCGAGCAUCACGAGUGCGGAUACCGCAACAGCUCUAGCCUUUGCAGCUUUCGAGCUCUUUGUUUGCAGGGUGGAGUCGAGGCUAGGCGGGAGGAAAAAUUUUCACAACCAAAGUCGCCGGCCGCGGGGACACUGAAUAGCAACUGCCGAUUACGUACAGUACAGCUAUGUACGGUACAGGAGAGUACAGCCCCCCCCUCUCCCUUUUCCUCAAGUCCCUCUUCUGCUUUCUCCCCUUCCCUCUUCUCCCCCCCACCUCCGCCAAGUCCCACGCACAGCUCGUCACCCCGGAGCUUCGUCCAAUCAAACGCGAGACCCGCGCGAGAGCUAGCUUUUGAGGGGGGGAGAGGAAAGCUAUCAUCCAAAUUCGGCCUGUCCCUCCUCUCCUCCCCGUGUCCCGAUUUCUACCUGUCUCUUUCCUUACUUUUUCCUCCUCUCCUUCCUCAUUUUUCCUUUCUCCCCCUCCCCCCGGGCCCCGUUUCUGUGUGCUCUUUUAUCCUGUCUUGCACUUUCUCCGCCUCCCCGACCACUGGCAACCCAAGAGUCAAGACACCGUCCCAACCCUUCUUCUCAUCGCAUCGUCUCUUCUCCAUCACUCGAUCGUCGUCCCAUCUCUCCCAACCCCAAUCGAAUCCUCACCCGAGCACGGUGAAUCGACAGCAUGCCAGCUGCGGCUAAAUCCCCAUUGAACUCGAAGAAUCCGGCCACGGUCGUGAAGAAGAUGUACGCCGGGGGCGGAAUUGUCGGCAAUGGGGGACACGGGGAAGUCGUGUGCCCAUUGCUCAAUGCUGAUGGCUCGAUAUGCAGGAAGAAAUGCGUUGGUGUAGGUCAUCCUGGGGCUUUACGCCUGUGCGAGGGCUGUGUUUACCAUGUUGACUCUUUUCUUCCUCCCAGAACUUUGCUUACCGGUCCAUCUGCGAGCAUAUUCGACGGGCACAUCCGGAUAAUUGGAUUCCAAAGCUUCCAGCGAGCCCCGAAACGUUUGCAAAGAUGGUCAACCUACCUUCCAGGGCUCCGCCGGCGAGUGCUGUGAACCCCCAGUUUCAUGUCAGGAGGCCUCAGCACAUGCCGGCCGCUCCCACCAUGACAGUGUUUAGGAGGACUGGAAAAGGUCAGCUAGAACUGGGCUACCCAAAGGCCCUUCUCCGCGUACACAUCUUCGCAGCGAGAUGUCCCAGUUCCCUUCGGAAUUUGACUGUCGAGCCGUCCCGCUAACCCCGUUGUAGCUCUUUCCAAGCAUGAAGAUGAGCAGUUCGCCGACGGCAUGUCGCCUCCAUCGCCGGCAAACGAAUCGGAAACUCUUCCCUCGAUAUCCCUGUCUACGAAUCCCGUCACUUUCCAGUCAAAGUUCCCAGCCGUGAUGUCCGAUUACGAGGAGCACGGUGACGAAGAGGAUCACGAUUUCGUGGAGGAAGACGACCUUGAGGAGGAGAUGCGCUCUAGACGCAGCGAUAUUGUAAGUGCCUUUCCUUGCUCUUCCAUUCCCGAGAGCCAGCGUUGUUCCCACCCAGAGGUGCGGGGUGCAGACCAAUGACGGAGCAUUUUUUUCGCUCCGCCAGCAACGAUAGCAGUUCCGAUGCUUCUCAUUGGUCCGUCCCCGUGCCAUUUGUGACCGCAAGCUAUGUCUCACAAUUCCCUCGUGUGAACUCCAUGCACGGUGCGCUAGCUUCGCUGUGCUAUGACAUCGCGUUCGUGGAUUAAUAAUACCUUGUUUCAAAUAUGUUAUCAUGCCACUCGGAAUUCGAUGGCUAAUUUUCCGACCAUUUAGGACACGGAGGAUGAUAGCGACGAUGGCCCUCACAACCCCCACCGCCAUCAAUUGCUUCACCACAAUCACCACCGCAAUCAUUUGCAGUCCCAACUCCCUCCCCUCCGAACCAGCAAACCCUCGACCACUUUGAAGCGAAAGCGUCAAUCCUACGCCACCAGCAGUCCCGAGACCGGCGCCAUCGCCGACAAUUCCAGCACCCAGUCCUCCAAUGCUUCUCGUUGGGAUGAGCUCAUCGAAGCUGCAACCACCCGUGCUGUAGCAAUCGACCCGAAGCCCUUCCAUCAUCACCUAUCCCACCAUCACGAAUAUAGUCAUGUUCCGGUGGGUUCCCCGGUUGCGUUGAUGAUAUAGCUUGAAUCUUUUUCUGACGUUUACAACAGCAAACUCCACUGUCUCCUCCUGCGACCGCAUCGUCAUCUCACCCUUCGCUAGCACCCACUGCUUCACCACCAUCCACUUCAGUUUCCGAAUUCCCCAUGUCGGGCCCCCGCAGGCUCUUGUGCGCUACUUGUGAAAACCUCACGCCCAUCCACGAGGCUUUCGCGUGCACGGAAUGCAUGUCCGGAUUCUGCGACGAGUGUGCUUUCAACUCUGGAAGGAGGGGAAGCUGCGGGGAAUGCAGAGCUGUUGGUGGGAAAUUCAAGCCCCUCAGAAUUGUUGUCCGGUGAAAGCAAACCAAAAGUUUUGAAAGCCUUUCUCUCUCUAUCUCUUUCUUUUGGUGGGGUUAGGGGUGUUUUUUUUCUUCUUCUCUUUUUUUCCCUCCGCAUUUUGGCGUUUACAACAUGAUUUCUUCUGUAACCUUUUUUACACAUUUUUUUCUGUAUGUUCUGUAUGUUACUUUUUUCCCCAGGUGUUGUCUUUCAAACCACCCAAAAGAUGUUGAUUACGGUUGUCCGAGGCGGCUAUGGUACACGAAAGGUAUGAUAAAAGCCAUGAGGGAGUGAUUGUAAAGUUAGUUUUUUUUUCUUUUUUUCUUUUUCUUCUCCAUACCUUUGCCUUUACUGUGUACUGUGGUUUCGCUUUUCCUAGCUUGUGUAGCGGUUCAUAGGAGUUUGUUUGAGGCAUGUGUAUGCGCAUAAGGAUAUACCGUGUAACUAAAGGUGCCUAGCCCGCUCAUCAAACGCUGAUUUUUUUUACGAUUUUUUUUUUUUUCAAUCGAGAAGGGGAUAAACUUUUCCCGUUGCUCCCAUGCUUCCCUUCCCAGUAUCUAUUUAGAUUCACACCGCGUAGCGUACAGCCAAUGGGGUUAGCAUUGAUAUUGUGGAAGAAGAAAAGGGAAGGGCAAGCGGGGGAGUGGACUAGGGAAGGGGAAAAAAAUGAAAUGAGAAUUUAAUGAAAGAUUAAAAAUGGGAGGGUGAAAAAACAGAAAGGGUGAAAAAGGGAAAAGAAAAAAAGAAAAAAACUCCCUCCAUCAGCUAGACGACAAAACGGGUGGCUACAUUUGGGGUGGAGAGGGGU
This is a messenger RNA of Tuber aestivum (summer truffle), 3626 nucleotides long. The record is from the annotation of a GenBank genome assembly. NCBI's taxonomy places the organism in Eukaryota, Fungi, Ascomycota, Pezizomycetes, Pezizales, Tuberaceae.